Molecule: messenger RNA, 1680 nt
Organism: Thunnus maccoyii (southern bluefin tuna)
Lineage: Eukaryota; Metazoa; Chordata; Actinopteri; Scombriformes; Scombridae
Product: olfactory receptor 2AT4-like
Exons: 2
Coding region: 119-1312 (397 amino acids)
Biological process (GO): G protein-coupled receptor signaling pathway
Cellular component (GO): membrane
Molecular function (GO): G protein-coupled receptor activity; olfactory receptor activity
Source: RefSeq, a predicted model, not a curated record
CUCACUAAAUCAUCAUUAAGAACAAUAAUUAGAUGUUUAUUUUGAGUGAAAGAGGAGUUUAAUCAGAAUAAGCUGCAGCUCCACUCUCCAUGGAUCAAAUUAAUGUCUUAAAUGCCCAAUGACUUUCUCAGUAUCAGCUGGAAGCUUUUAUCUCAAGAGAUCAAUGAGGAAAGUAUAUCUGCCACUGCCAACACGUCAGACAUGCUGCCAUCCACAUGCUGCUUUUGUAAGCAGCAUCAAACAAUCAGGCCGGAGAGUUUUUAUGCAGAGGCUGUCCUGCAAGUGUUGCAAGAGUUCAACUAUGUCUUUUCUCAGGACUGUUUUAAACAACUCUGUCAUCAUUCAUCCUCCGGGCUUCUAUAUCAUUGGAUUUCAAACAUUUCCUUACAUCAGUGUCUACUUCAUCUUUUUAGCAUUUGUCUAUGUGGUUACACUGCUGUUCAAUAGUUUGGUGAUCUACGUUAUUGCUUUUAAUCAUUGUUUACACACUCCUAAGUUUUUGGCUGUUGUCAAUCUCUCAGUAAUUGAUGUGAUUCUAAACACAUGUACUAUUCCCAGCAUGAUAAAGAUAUUCCUUGUUAAGGACAAUUUUAUUCCUUUCAACUUAUGCUUGUUACAGAUGUUUGUAUACUAUACAUUUGGGACUUUGGAGUCAUAUGCACUGGCUGUACUUGCCUAUGACAGGUUGAUCGCAAUAUGUUUCCCUCUGCGGCAAAACUCCAUCAACACUGUGCGGAGCAUGUGUUGUAUUGUUGGUCUGACUUGGUCUUUUGCUCUGGGUGUUACAGCAUUUACAACAGGUAUAAUGACUCAAUUGUCUUUUUGUAAUUCUGUCAGAGUGUUCAGCUAUUUCUGUGACUAUGCACCUGUGUUUAGACUGGCCUGUAAUGAUUACACAAUGCAGUGGUUUGCAGCUUCAUUUCUCACUGUUUUGCUCCUUGUAGGACCCUUUACUUUCAUUCUUCUGUCCUAUGUCAGCAUCCUGGUGACUGUGUUCAGGAUGAAAUCACUGGACAGUCGGGUGAAAGCUCUGGCCACUUGUGUUGAACAUCUCAUCCUUGUGGCUGUAUUUUACAUUCCUCUUAUUACCAUUUUUACUAUCGGGUUUUAUCUGCGAGCUAUUAACCCAGACCAGCGUGUGCUGAGCCUGUCGCUGGCCUCUUGCAUCCCACCCUGCAUCAAUCCUAUUGUUUAUUCCUUGAAAACUAAAGAGAUCAAAAUCAGAGCUGUUGCACUGGUUAGAAAAAUUAAAAUUGGCACACAACAAACACACCAACAUGAAAACUAUACUUUCAAUAUUAAUAAGACGUAGCAAUAAUCUAGAUGUUUGUGCAGUAUCUGUCAGGCGUUUGACAGAAAGAUGUCAAACUGGUCACGUGAGGUCACCAGCAGCAAGAGGGCUAUGAACAGAGAACUGUAGGCAAACCACACAAUUUAAUUUUAUGUGAUUUAAUUAAUGUUGUCAUAAUGUGUAAUAUAACACAUACAUAUAUGUUUAGCUGAAGAGAGUCAAGGCCUUACACUAAAGAAAAGAAUAAUUUCAUGUCAUUUUUACCACUUUUAUGUAACACAUAGAUGUAUUCUAUAGGUAUUGAACAAACUGUUCAAAGUGUGUGUGAUGUUUUUUCCUAUAUAUCUGACUUUUUACAGACAUUAAAUUUAUUAUGAAUAUCCUGUUUA